AUGCCGAUCCUCCUGUUCCUACUAGACACGUCGGCUUCAAUGAACCAGCGCACCGAGCUAGGUACCACGUAUCUAGACAUAGCAAAGAAUGCCGUAGAGAUUUUCCUAAAGCUCCGAGCUCGGGACCCAGCCAGCCGGGGAGACAGGUAUAUGCUGGUCACCUCCGAAGACCCACCCUACUGUAUCAAGGCUGGUUGGAAAGAGAGCCAUGCCACGUUCAUGACUGAACUGAAAAAUCUUCAGGCUUCUGGAUUGACUACUCUUGGUCAGGCUCUGAAGUCUUCAUUUGAUCUGUUGAAUAUGAAUAGACUUGUGUCUGGAAUCGACAACUAUGGACAGGGGAGGAAUCCAUUUUUUCUGGAACCAGCUCUUAUAAUUGCCUUCACAGAUGGAAAUAAGUUAACAAAUACUACUGGUGUACAAGAGGAGCUUCAUCUCCCUUUGACUUCUCCUCUGCCUGGAAGUGAGCUAACCAAAGAACCUUUCCGCUGGGACCAGAGGUUAUUUGCCCUGGUGCUGCGUUUGCCUGGGACGUUCUCAUCUGAGCCAGAGCCGCUAGGGAGCGUACCAAUGGAUGACUCUGUUAUUACACAAAUGUGUGAAGUUACAGGAGGCCGCUCCUACUGCGUGAGGACACAGAAAAUGCUGAAUCAGUGCUUGGAAUCUUUAGUUCAGAAAGUCCAGAGUGGCGUCGUUAUUAACUUUGAAAAAGCAGGACCCGAAUUGGUUGCUUUUACUGAUGGGAGAGGGAAGAGAGAGUUCUACAAGACAACAAAACCCACUUUCCAUCAGCCAUGGCACAACUGUCGAAAGCUCAUUUAUGUGCGCCCUAACCCUAAAACUGGGGUUCCUAUUGGACACUGGCCAAUUCCGGAAUCUUUUUGGCCUGAUCAGAACUCACCUACCCUGCCUCCUCGGACAGCUCACCCAGUUGUGCGAUUCUUCUGUGUAGACCAUGAGCCCAUGCUCAUCGAGAAACUGCCUUUUGACAAGUACGAACUUGAACCUUCACACCUAACUCAACACAUCUUGGAACGGAAGUCACCUCAGACUUGCUGGCAGGUAUUCGUGGCCAGCAGCGGGAAGCACAGUGAACUGGAACACCCUUUUGGGUACCUAAAGGCGAGCACCACCUUAUCAUGUGUCAAUCUCUUCAUCCUGCCUUACAACUACCCUGUCUUGCUCCCACUUUUAGAUGAAUUGUUCAAGGUUCACAAGCUUAAUCCAAGCCCGAUGUGGUGGCAGGAGUUUGAUGAAUACAUAAAAUCCAUGCCUGCAUACUUCCUAUCACCAUUAAAGAAAGCACUGAGGUUGAUGGGAGCUCCAAAUAUAUUAGCAGACAAUUUAGAACCUGGACUUAGUUACAGUGUCAUCUCUUACCUUAAAAAACUCAGCCAACAGAGCAAAAUUGAGUCAGAGAGAAGGAACGCAUUGGUGGGGAAGAAGCCACCCCAGGAGAAUGGAAUCAAAGUGAAAACCAUCUCUAUCGACUACCCUAUGGUUUCGAAUUUUGACCUUGACCCCUCCAUGCUGCCUGGAGUCUCAGGGCAAGCUUCAGCUAGAGUUAGCCUGAUGGAAUUGAAUGGAAAAGAACCAUCUGAGUUCGAGAUAGCACUUCCAAAGAAGGAGGCAAAGCUUCACCUGUACAAGAAUCCUUUUGACAUUCCUCGGAGCUGUCUUUUAGACCAAUUAACCAGAAUGAGAGCCAACCUGCUGAACACCCACACAAAUGUUGUUGGACAAAAUGAAGAUUUCUCUCACAGUAUUCCAAUUACACAAAUGGGCAACUACCAGGAAUAUUUGAAGACGAUGCCUCCCCCACUUCGGGAGAUUGAUUCAGACCAACCAAAAAGACUUCACACAUUUGGGAAUCCUUUCAAGCAGGUUAAGAAGGGGAUGAUGAUUGAUGAAGCUGAUGAGUUUAUGAUAGGGCCUCCACUCAAAGUUAAGUGCUGUGGAGAACUUUACCCUCUGGGAUCCCAGAAGAAAAAUCGAAGCUUGUCCCCAACUCCUCUAUCAAAGAAGCAACAAAGUGCAACCACCAGUGGAAAGGAACUGCCAUCAACCUCCUCGACGGUGUCAUCUUCAAGCUUCAAAAACCCCACCCCAUUAUACAAAGACACAAGUGUAGGCCAAGAAAGCAAUGAAGAAAGGUUGGAUGAUGAUCAGCGUCCAGUUCGUUCACCAUCACAGUCAGUUGAAACUACGGAUCAAGCUAGCGUUCUGAGAAAUGAUUUGGAUGCCCUGCUCAGCGAGUUGAAUAACUUGAGUGGUGGUUUAGUCUACACAGCUAGUGAUAACACAGUUGAUAGAGGCCCUGGAAAUUGCAAUCACUCCUCACAUGACCAAAGAGAAGAAGCAGCACAGUCAUCUUUGCCAUCUGGGUCCAAUUCACUGAACAACGUACCAGAGGAAAGUGAAGCUAGUUACAAAGUUCAAAUACUGAAGGAGGUGCGAAAGCCUGGAAGAAAUUACGAGAAGAUCUUCGCUGUGCUUGAAAAAGUACAUGGAUCUGCGGAAAUCCAGAAACGUUUGAUUUUUGUUGCAAUCAAGGAGGCAGCAAGGUUUAAAAAACGAGUCUUAAUUCAACGCCUUGAGACACUGUUAGAAGAACUACACUUCAAGAACCUCCCAACCCGUGCCGUUAAUGAUGCCCAAGAAGAGAUUCCAGUUGAAUUUCCAAAGUAA
Gracilinanus agilis (Agile Gracile Mouse Opossum) is the source of this 2688-nucleotide messenger RNA. It is a transcript of the gene SAGE1, whose product is annotated as sarcoma antigen 1. Gene Ontology annotation, cellular component: integrator complex. The transcript has 18 exons. Gene Ontology annotation, biological process: snRNA 3'-end processing. The coding region runs from base 1 to 2688 and encodes 895 amino acids. Lineage: Eukaryota; Metazoa; Chordata; Mammalia; Didelphimorphia; Didelphidae. The record is from RefSeq and is a predicted model, not a curated record.